Molecule: messenger RNA, 1615 nt
Organism: Drosophila obscura
Lineage: Eukaryota; Metazoa; Arthropoda; Insecta; Diptera; Drosophilidae
Gene: Nle
Product: protein Notchless
Exons: 4
Coding region: 50-1519 (489 amino acids)
Biological process (GO): ribosomal large subunit assembly; Notch signaling pathway
Cellular component (GO): nucleolus
Molecular function (GO): protein binding
Source: RefSeq, a predicted model, not a curated record
UUUAUCCACACUAGUCCGCGGCACGUGUUUUAUUGUUGUUAUUCGUAAAAUGUUUGCUAAAAAACCGAAAAUAAGCGUGGAAGUGGACACGGAGGUGGAGGCCACACCACAGACAAUACAGGCACGUCUGAUAUCCGACACAGGCGAGGAGGCAGGACCGCCCAUAGACCUGCCGGCGGGCAUAACGACGCAACAAUUGGGUCUCAUCUGCAAUGCGCUUCUGAAGAACGAGGAGGCGACACCUUAUCUGUUCUUUGUGGGCGAGGAUGAGAUCAAGAAGAGCCUCGAGGACACCCUCGACCUGGGCACAGUGGACACAGAGAAUGUGAUUGACAUUGUCUACCAGCCACAGGCCGUGUUCAAGGUUCGUCCAGUCACCCGAUGCACCAGCUCCAUGCCCGGCCAUGCCGAGGCGGUGGUCUCGCUAAACUUCAGUCCGGAUGGCGCUCAUCUGGCCAGCGGCAGCGGUGACACCACAGUCCGCCUGUGGGAUCUGACCACGGAGACGCCACACUUCACGUGCAGCGGCCACAAGCAAUGGGUGCUGUGCGUCGCCUGGGCACCGGAUGGCAAGCGCCUGGCCAGUGCCUGCAAGGCGGGCAAAAUCAUCAUCUGGGAUCCGGAGACGGGCCAGCAGGUGGGACGCACACUGGCAGGCCACAGGAAGCACAUCAAUUGCCUCGCCUGGGAGCCAUUCCAUCAGAAUCCCGAAUGCCGCAAGCUCGCAUCCGCCAGCAGCGACGGCGACUGCCGCAUCUGGGAUGUGAAACUGGGCUCGUGUCUGCUCAACAUUGCCGGACACACGAAUGCCGUGACUGCGGUACGCUGGGGCGGCGCUGGGCUCAUCUACACCUCGUCCAAGGAUCGCAGCAUCAAGAUGUGGCGCGCUGCCGAUGGCAUCUUGUGCCGCACCUUCACCGGCCAUGCCCAUUGGGUGAACAAUAUUGCCCUGAGCACGGACUAUGUGCUGCGCACGGGACCCUUCCACCCGGUCAAGGAUCGCACCAAGUCCUACCUGAGCAUGACACCGGAGGAGCUGCAGGCCUCGGCCCUGAAACGCUACCAGGCUGUGUGUCCCGAUGAGGUGGAGUCCCUGGUAUCCUGCUCGGAUGACAACACCCUCUAUCUGUGGCGCAACAACACAAACAAGUGCGUGGAGCGCAUGACUGGCCACCAGAAUGUCGUCAACGAUGUCAAGUACUCGCCGGAUGUGAAGCUCAUUGCCUCGGCCUCCUUCGACAAGUCUGUGCGCCUGUGGCGUGCCUCCGAUGGCCAGUACAUGGCCACAUUCCGCGGUCAUGUGCAGGCCGUCUAUACCAUAGCCUGGUCAGCGGAUUCCCGUCUGAUAUGCUCCGGCAGCAGAGAUUCCACACUGAAGGUUUGGAGCGUACAAACGAAAAAGCUGGCCCAGGAGCUGCCUGGACAUGCGGACGAGGUUUUCGGCGUAGACUGGGCGCCGGAUGGCUCUCGGGUGGCCUCUGGCGGCAAGGAUAAGGUGAUCAAGCUCUGGGCCUACUAGGAGCAUCGCAUCGUCUGUUGUACACUUUAGGAAACUACUUGGGGAGGGAGAGAAAUAAAGCUAAGGUCCUGAGUAUAAAUGCGCCUCUAAAUGCUC